ACCCGGAAGUGGUUGUCCUGUAGGAAGCGGGCGGCCCUGAGAGGGAGGGACUUGAGACGCUCACGCGCGGACCUCUCAUUCCAUUCCUCUCACCUUGCGGACCGCUGCACCUGUGGGAAAAGUGGGGCUCGGUCCGCGGGGAGCUGCACCAAUGGCUUCCGUGCUGUCCUACGAGAGCCUGGUCCACGCCGUUGCCGGAGCCGUGGGCAGCGUGACAGCAAUGACAGUGUUUUUCCCUUUGGACACAGCUAGACUUCGACUUCAGGUUGAUGAGACAAGAAAAUCCAAAACCACACACAUGGUACUUCUGGAGAUCAUUAAAGAAGAAGGCCUCCUGGCACCAUAUCGAGGGUGGUUUCCAGUUAUCUCCAGUCUCUGCUGCUCCAAUUUUGUCUAUUUUUACACUUUUAAUAGCCUCAAAGCAGUCUGGGUCAAAGGCCAACGUUCUACCACUGGAAAGGACCUGGUAGUUGGAUUUGUGGCAGGAGUGGUGAAUGUGCUGCUAACAACUCCACUCUGGGUGGUAAAUACCAGACUGAAGCUGCAAGGGGCAAAAUUCAGGAAUGAGGACAUUGUACCAACCAACUACAAAGGUAUUAUUGAUGCGUUUCACCAGAUAAUUCGAGAUGAAGGAAUCUUGGCUCUGUGGAACGGUACAUUCCCCUCCUUGCUGUUGGUCUUCAAUCCUGCUAUCCAGUUCAUGUUCUACGAAGGUUUAAAACGGCAGAUUUUAAAGAAACGACUGAAGCUUUCUUCUGCAGACGUGUUCAUCAUUGGUGCAAUAGCCAAAGCAAUUGCCACCACCGUCACCUAUCCCAUGCAGACUGUACAAUCGAUUUUGAGGUUUGGACGUCAUAGGCUAAAUCCAGAGAACAGAACCCUGGGAAGUCUUCGGAAUGUUCUCUAUCUUCUGCACCAACGAGUGAGGCGUUUUGGGAUAAUGGGACUCUACAAAGGUCUGGAAGCCAAACUACUGCAGACAGUCCUCACUGCGGCUCUCAUGUUCCUUGUUUACGAGAAGCUGACAGCUGCUACCUUCACCGUGAUGGGGCUGAAGAACACAGGCAAGCACUGAGAUGCCUUACCUGGAAGAAUAUGCUCAAGAUGGAGGGUUUCCUUCUGAAAGACAGCUGAGUGAAAAGAACGAAUUCUCCUUUUACUCUUGCUCUUUCCAUCAUGAUGUUUACCCCCAUUAGCUUGAGAAACAU
Chrysochloris asiatica (Cape golden mole) is the source of this 1208-nucleotide messenger RNA. It is a transcript of the gene SLC25A17, whose product is annotated as solute carrier family 25 (mitochondrial carrier; peroxisomal membrane protein, 34kDa), member 17. Lineage: Eukaryota; Metazoa; Chordata; Mammalia; Afrosoricida; Chrysochloridae. The coding region runs from base 152 to 1075 and encodes 307 amino acids. Gene Ontology annotation, molecular function: FMN transmembrane transporter activity; ADP transmembrane transporter activity; ATP transmembrane transporter activity. The transcript is spliced from 9 exons. The record is from RefSeq and is a predicted model, not a curated record. Gene Ontology annotation, cellular component: peroxisomal membrane. Gene Ontology annotation, biological process: transmembrane transport.